This is a messenger RNA of Seriola aureovittata, 2157 nucleotides long. It is a transcript of the gene cpa4, whose product is annotated as carboxypeptidase A4. Lineage: Eukaryota; Metazoa; Chordata; Actinopteri; Carangiformes; Carangidae. The transcript is spliced from 12 exons. Gene Ontology annotation, biological process: proteolysis. The coding region runs from base 529 to 1887 and encodes 452 amino acids. Gene Ontology annotation, molecular function: metallocarboxypeptidase activity; zinc ion binding. The record is from RefSeq and is a predicted model, not a curated record.
CUGAUUACAGGGAUUUUCCCGCAGGCAGCCACAAGGUCUGGUUCAUCCCAAAGGGUCGACAGGGAUGGGGUUUGAGGUCAGGACUCUGUGCAGGCCAGUAUAGUUCUUGCACACCAAACUUUCUGUCUGGAUCUGGCUUUGUGGAUGUAAAGGGUCUUCCGCUGUGGAACUGGGUGUCAGCAUACUUUGAGGCGCAUUGUAUGGGAAACUGCAAAUACAAAGACACUGAUCAGAUCUGAGCUAAUCUGUUUUACAGCUUUAAAUCUUGCUAAAUGUAUUAAUUCCUGAUUGCUAUUUUAUCUCGAAUUGUCUGCUAUUGAGGAAACAUGUCAAAUGUGUGAGAAGGAUGGAGUUACUGCUGCUUGUUCAUGCCCUCUCUGGUAAGUUUCAGGUGUGUGGUCAGAAGUGUGCUCUGCUGCACCUGUAAUCACACCUGACAGUGAUGUCACAGGCUCCUGUGGCACACCUGUACAUCACAGCGGCAAGGAGAGCUGUGUCAUUAUCAGCAGAGUGGAUUAACUCUCCUGCAUGGGAACAGUCCACCUGUCUGCUCAUGAUAUUAAGAGACCGGAGGAACUGAGGCCUGACACACUCGUGGCUCCUGAACGCUCCGGACAUACAGGCGAGAUGAAAGGCCUCUGGUUGGUGUUUGUGCUUGUGGCUGCGGCUCAGGCCGCGAGGGUUUUCACUGGUGAUCAGGUCAUCAGGGUCAAUGUGCAGUCUGAGGAAGAGAUCCAACUCCUGCAGGCUCUGGAAAGCCAACAGGAGUGGGAGCUGGACUUCUGGCUGCACCCAGUCUCCACUGAGCUUCCUGUCGACAUCCGUGUGCCCCGCUCCAGUUUGAGCUCUGUGAAAGAGUACCUCCAUGCCCACAACAUCCCCUUCACUGUCAUGAUUGACAACCUUCAGGAGGUUCUCGAUGCAGAGAAAGCUGAGAUGUCAGAGAACCAGAUGAAGGAGCGCAGCACCAGGAGCUUCAACUUUGGAGCCUAUCAUCGUCUGGAGACAAUCUACAGCUGGAUGGACACCCUGGUGGCUCAGCACCCUAACCUGGUCACCAAGCAGGAAAUUGGGAAAUCCUACGAGAACAGGCCAAUGUAUGUGCUCAAGUUCAGCACUGGCGGCAACAAGCGUCCUGCCAUCUGGAUCGACACAGGAAUCCACUCCAGGGAAUGGGUGUCUCAGGCUACUGGAGUGUGGACGGCCAACAAGAUUGCCACUGAUUACGGCAGAGAUUCUUCCCUGACCUCCCUCCUGAACACCAUGGACAUUUACAUGCUGCUCCUGGCCAACCCUGACGGUUAUGCUUACACCCACACCAACGACCGUAUGUGGCGUAAGACUCGCUCCAAGAUCUCAGGCUCUGUGUGCCGUGGAGUCGAUCCCAACAGGAACUGGGACGCUGGCUUUGGCGGUCCCGGUGCCAGCAAGAAUCCCUGCUCUGAUUCCUACCACGGCCCCUCUGCCCAUUCUGAGAUCGAAGUGAAGAAUGUGGUGAACCUGAUCAAGAGCCACGGCAACUUCAAGUCCUUCAUCUCUGUCCACGCCUACUCCCAGCUGCUCAUGUACCCCUACGGCUAUUCCUGCAGAAACGUGCCCCAUCAGCCUGAGCUGGACUCUGUCGGCAGAGCUGCAGUGCAGAAACUCACCUCUCUCUACGGCACCAGGUACAAGGUUGGAAGCAUUUGCAACAUCAUCUAUCAAGCUAGUGGCGGCAGCAUUGACUGGUCCUACAAUGUGGGCAUCAAAUACUCCUUUGCCUUUGAGCUGAGGGACACCGGUCGCUAUGGUUUCAUCCUGCCAGCCAAUCAGAUCAUCCCCACUGCCUCCGAGACCUGGCUGGCCCUGAAACACAUUAUGGAGUACGUCCGUGACCAUCCUUAUUGAUGGCUACAACCAUGGAUGGAGGCUAAACUAUAAAUGAUUAAGUUGUCAGAUGUCUGACUUCUAUAUUGACCAAUAAAGUCACAAAUCCCCUGUUUUUCCCUGUUUCAGAACUUUUUUUUAUCUUUCUGUGUUCAUGUGUUUCACUCAUGGCUGACCUGCAUGGACCACAGGCACUUGAGUCUCACUUUUAAUUUAUUUACUUUUGUUGUUAUUACUUGGCACCCUUCACAGUCUUUCAUUUCUAACUAAUUACACCAUUAAAAUAUGUUA